UAUCGAAAGGAAAAUUAGUUUAGUGUAAACAAAAGUGUAUUGGUUGCGUGUGCUGAUUACCUUAAACUCUAUGCGUAGAAAUUUUUUCCAAAUAAAAUGAAAUCCACUUCGUGUGAAAUUUCUUUUCCUAAUAAUCCAUCGGGAGUUUUUUACAGUGGUCAAAUGCUCAAUGGUCUUGUUGCACUGAAUUUAAUUAAACCGAAAACGGUCAAAGGAAUUUAUGUGAAAAUUAUUGGCCGCGCUUAUUGUCGAUGGACGUCAGGUUCUGGACAUCACUGUAAAUCUCAUUUCGGCGAAGAAUUCUACUUAAAUGAAAAAACAUAUUUUGUCGGUGAUGACGAUGUUCUACAUCUGAUUGUAGGUGAAGUAAUUCUAGCACCCAACCAAUACAACUACACAUUCAGCUGUGUGCUACCAAUAUCUCUGCCCACAUCGGUCGAAGGAAACAUUGGAUACAUUCGCUACAGUGUUGCCGUACACAUAGACAAACCCUUGUGGCCACAUCAACGAUUCCAGGAAUGCUUUACCGUAAUUAAGGCAUUGAAUCUGAACGAUGAAAUUAUGCUGCGCUGUCCGCUUGUGAAAGAAGAACGGAAUACAUUUUUCACUUGUUGCUCAAUAUUUUGCUGUAAAUCUGGUUCGCUAGUUCUAAGGGGGAGUGUUCCCGUCCGUGGCUAUGUACCGGGACAAACGAUAGAUAUCCUUUUAGAAAUAAAUAAUCGCAGUGCUCAGUCCGUUCAUAAUUUUUUCAUUCAAUUCGUAAAGUACAUACAGUAUUACACGCACGCAAACAGUACAAAUACGAAAUGUGAUAAGACGAUAAUAAAGAGUACCACCUGCAGUGGCUGCCCGAGAAAUCAAACGAAAACUUAUGUCCUAUCCAUAACAGUUCCGUCAGUGCCACCAACCGAGUCAACCAGUAAUAUUGUUAGAGUCAGCUACAGAUUACAAAUUCAAGGAUCUGUUGGAUGUUUUCACGAGGAUCCAGUUUUAGUUUUUCCGCUAAAAAUUGGAACAUAUCCGAUUCUGCUUUGCGAUUCAUCCCAACCACCGACUGAGUCUACGACGGAAAAUUAUGCAAACCAAUUCGAAUCGACAACAUUACUAAAGAGUGCUGCAAGUCCAAAUGUGCCAACUGAAAAUAUUGAUAGCAUAGAUCCCCCAACAUAUGAAGAAGCAAUUUCCGGUAGUGUAGAAACGGGAUUUAGACCAUCGUAUCCAGUUUUUCGACGAUCGCCUUCGUAUGCAGUAAAGCCGGAAUCCUAA
Molecule: messenger RNA, 1266 nt
Organism: Bradysia coprophila
Lineage: Eukaryota; Metazoa; Arthropoda; Insecta; Diptera; Sciaridae
Product: arrestin domain-containing protein 17-like
Biological process (GO): protein transport
Cellular component (GO): cytoplasm
Source: RefSeq, a predicted model, not a curated record